Messenger RNA from Phascolarctos cinereus (koala), 3886 nucleotides. It is a transcript of the gene SPRED2, whose product is annotated as sprouty related EVH1 domain containing 2. Gene Ontology annotation, cellular component: membrane. Gene Ontology annotation, biological process: multicellular organism development; negative regulation of MAPK cascade. NCBI's taxonomy places the organism in Eukaryota, Metazoa, Chordata, Mammalia, Diprotodontia, Phascolarctidae. Gene Ontology annotation, molecular function: protein kinase binding. The record is from RefSeq and is a predicted model, not a curated record.
AAGAGAGCCCCAGUGGAAACAACUCCACUCCGCAGCUCCUCCAGUAGGGAGACGUGGGGAGGGGGGAAGUAAGCCGGACAUGCCCAGUGGGGUUGGGCAAAGUUUUUUUUUCUUUUCUUUUUUUCUUCUCUCUCUCUCUCUUUUUUUUUUUUGGUCGCAAGUAGGAAGCUUUUUGCACUCCACCACCUCUGGCCGCUGGGAAGACGUCAUCGCUUCCGCCCUACUUCCUCCUCCUGUUGGCGGUGGUGAGAAUCCAAUAUGGAGUAAAACGGAGGAGGAGUAGGGAGAUGGGGCUCGGACGGGGCGCCCAGCACCGCCUCCUAGGCGCGCCUCCCCUCGCGGCGGACCGCUCCCCGGGACAGUGAUUGGUCCAGCUUCUCCCACCCUGGGGGCGACCCCCCGCCCCGGACCCCGAGCCCCCUCCUCACUCGGGGCAGACCCCUUCACCUCCCCUCCUCUCCUCCUCACAGCAGUUCUCUUCCACUCCUCCUCUCUUGGCUGCUUGUUUUUCUUGUCUUCGUCCCCUCCCCCUCCUUUCGUCCCCCUCCCCCCCAACCCAAAUCUCUUCUCAAUCCCCUCACUCUUGGAAACUGCACCUUCCGUGCUCCCUUCGAAUCCUCCUAGCUUCUUGCUUCAUUCUCCCCCUUUUUGGCACCAGACGCCAGUGUCUCCCACACUAACCCCCCCAUUUCAGCUCCCCCUUUCUCUGUGCUUUCCCCCUUCUGCUUUUCCUCCCUACUCUUUCCUUGCCCCCCUAAAACCUUAGCACUUUGCUGCUGGCUACUUGAAUUCACACCCUCUCAACUGUGCCCCCGUAAUCCCCAACCCCUCUUCUCCUGUCUCCUCCCUCCCCUCUUUUCCCCCCUCCCAAAUCAGGCGAUCUCUCGAAAUGUGAGGAAGGGGGGGGGUGGGUGGAUGGGAAGAUGAAGGGAACAGAGCUACCCGCUGCGGGGCAUUCAUCUAGGUGAACAAGAAAAUGACCGAAGAAACACACCCAGACGAUGACAGCUAUAUUGUUCGUGUCAAAGCUGUGGUUAUGACCCGAGAUGACUCCAGUGGGGGAUGGUUACCUCAAGAAGGAGGUGGUAUCAGUCGAGUUGGUGUCUGCAAGGUCAUGCACCCAGAAGGGAAUGGAAGAAGUGGUUUUCUCAUCCAUGGGGAACGACAGAGAGAUAAACUGGUGGUAUUGGAAUGCUAUGUAAGAAAAGACUUGGUCUACACGAAAGCAAACCCAACAUUUCAUCAUUGGAAAGUUGAUAAUAGAAAGUUUGGGCUUACUUUCCAAAGCCCAGCUGAUGCACGAGCCUUUGACAGAGGAGUGAGAAAAGCAAUAGAAGACCUGAUUGAAGGAUCUACAACUUCUUCUUCAACAAUCCAUAAUGAAGCCGAGCUCGGAGACGAUGACGUUUUUACAACAGCUACAGACAGUUCUUCUAAUUCUUCUCAAAAGAGGGAGCCACCCACCCGGACAAUCUCUUCUCCCAUGUCCUGUGAACACCGGAGUAUAUAUACCUUGGGCCAUAUCCAUGACCAAUAUAGCGCUGACCACUAUCAACUUGAACAACAGUCCAUCCCCAGAUCAUACCGACAGGUCAGUUUCCCAGAUGAUGAGGAGGAGAUCGUCCGCAUCAACCCUCGGGAGAAGAUCUGGAUAACGGGAUAUGAGGAUUACCGGCAUGCUCCUGUGAGGGGCAGAUACAUGGACACGUCAGAGGAUGUGGACUCCUACGUGCGCUUCGCCACCAAGGGGGAUGCCUCCAAGCACGACUACACCUACCCAUAUGUUGACCAUUCAGACUUCGACACGGGGGAUGACCGCAAAGGAGGGGGUGGAGGGGGCGUGAUUAAGACUCAGCCCAACCGAGGCAAGACCCGACGGCGGAAGGAGGAUGGGGAACGGUCGCGGUGCGUGUACUGUAGAGACAUGUUCAACCACGAAGAGAACCGAAGGGGUCAGUGUCAGGAUGCCCCUGACCCCAUCAGAACUUGCAUCCGCCGAGUCAGCUGUAUGUGGUGUGCAGACAGCAUGCUCUACCAUUGUAUGUCCGAUCCCGAGGGAGACUACACGGACCCUUGUUCCUGUGACACCAGCGAUGAAAAGUUUUGCCUCCGGUGGAUGGCCCUCAUCGCCUUGUCCUUCCUGGCCCCCUGUAUGUGCUGUUACCUGCCCCUCCGAGGCUGCUACAACUGCGGGGUGAUGUGUAGGUGCUGUGGUGGGAAACACAAAGCAGCCGGAUGAAGACAAUAGCCCUUUGCUCUAUCUCCCUCUCUCCUUACCAUUGACAGGGGUUGAUACCCCUGAAAUGGGAACCUCUUUGCCCUAGCCCUGCUAUACCUGGAGACAUCAUUCCAGCCUGGGGAACCCAUCUGAUGGGUCUGCCCCUUGAGCUCCAGCCAGCCACUCUUAAUUGUACACACACACACACACACACACACACACACACACACACACACACACACACACACACACCACCCCAGUGUUGUAAUGAAAUUAACCUUCGGCAUAGACUAUUGUAUUAUUAAUAAUCUGUAAUCCAACUGAUUGUCUUGUACAUGUUUAUAUUCCCUGUUCCUGCCCUCCCCGACCCUUCCCUCCUUCCAGCUUUCCACUUCAAAAGGAAGGAGGCUACCGUCUGAACUGUUGAUUUGCAGGGAAUUUUUUUGGUUUGGGGUUUUUGGAAGAGCAUCUCAAGACUGUCUCUUGUUAAGCUUUCCUUGACAAACCACCUGUACCCAAAUUUAGGGUACCUACCAAAAUAAGUGAGAAUGAUGAAAUCCCACCAGAAGUAUUUUAACCUGCAGUCAGUUAUUAUGUGUACAGAAGGUGUGCUAGCGUGUAUCACAACACGAUAUUGCUAUUACCAUUCUAAAGCCAAAUUUCUUAUGUCAUGUGAAUUGCAGUUCUGUUUUCAGUCCAUCAUCAUUUCUUUUGUAAAAAAAAAAUUGCGUUUAAAUUAUUCACUAAUGGAAAACAUCCAUUCAUGCAAAGACAAUGAGAAAUAAGCCUUAACAUCAGGAGGAGUCCUCAAACUUCAUGUGUUUCCAGCUAGUGCUGGAGAAGCCACUUAAGGUUUCUAUGAGCUACCCAAAUAAUUACAAAAAUAGAACUUAAAGGAUUUAUGUUUAAAACGGGGAGACAAUAUGAUGUAGUAGAAAAGACAAUGGACCUGGGUUCCAGUCCUAGCCCCAGGACAAAGAAGUUGGGUGUGACCUUGUGUGGUUCAAAGGAAAGGGCACCGGAUUUGAAAUCUGAGGACCUACCUAGGUUUGAAUUCUGGCUCUCUCACUUAUAGCCUAAGUGACGCUGAGCAAGACAUUUUACUUGUCUCAGCCUCAGUUUCCUCAUCUACAUAAUAAAAUGAGGGGCUGGGACCAGAAUGACCUAAAAUCCUUUCCCACUCUAAAUUAGUGAUUCUAUAUCACUUUACUUUCAAGGGGCCUCAAAUUCGUUAUCUAUAAAAUUAGGGGGCUGAUCCAGCUGAUUUCCUUCUCCAGAAUUCUGCAGUAUGAUGAUUCUAGGAUGGGAAUUAAAUGAUCACAUUCCUCCCUCAAGUUCUCCAUCUUAGAGUAAAACACUAACCUCUAAAUAAUUCCUGUUUUGCUCAUUGUUCUGCAAAUGGAUAGUAGGUAUCCAGGGCAGACACAAAAAACAGUUGUCAAGAUCCACUAGGAUUUUAGAGAAACACUAAGGUUGUGGUGAAUGAAACCAGAAGCUUUUUCGAAGUAAACUUUAUAUUAACUGUAUAGAGGGAAAAUUUUUAACCGUCAUAAAGCUUAAGAUUUUGUUUUGUUCUUGCAUUUCCUAAUCACUUCCACAUCACCAAAUUCCAAAUUUGUACUUGAAAAAAAAAUAAGGCCAUAUGUAAAAUACAAAAACUUCCCAAUG